Molecule: messenger RNA, 1074 nt
Organism: Cladocopium goreaui
Lineage: Eukaryota; Dinophyceae; Suessiales; Symbiodiniaceae
Source: the annotation of a GenBank genome assembly
AUGACAGCCAAAGCCAAGGCAGCAGACAGGGCCGCAGAUUUUGGUCAUAGUGGCACUUUGUUUGCCAUUAUUAAGGAAUUAACCCAGGUCAAAGAACAUCGACGUAGUUUUGGUUUUCGACGCGACGAGGACCCUGCAGGGGAGGCAGAGGCUUGGAAACAGCAUUUUGAACACAUACAGUCUGGUGUAGGACAGAUCCCGGAUGAGGUAUGGCGGGAUAUCACGCCUUUGCCGGUUACAGCAGACUGGCUGUCUUCACCGCCGACCCCGGAGGAAAUCCAAAAAAGUAUUAAUGACAUGAGUACUGGGAAGGCCCCAAAUUCUGAUCUGCUUAUGGCCGAAUUCCUCAAGUACGGGGGUCCAGCCCUCCGGGCCGAAUUAGCCAUAGUCAUUUCCCAAGUUUGGCAAACAGCUCAAGAUGCCGAGGAAGGUUCCGGGGUCGAUGAUGUUCAACAACUGACCCGUGCUUUCCUAGAGGAUGCGGCUGGCUCCGCUCACGAUAGGUUGGCACAAAAUAAAAAUGAGUGGAAGCGCCGGGUUCAGGAAGCUUUCCCCCCCGAAAAAGUCCACCCAGACAGAGAACAGGCUUUGAAUGCAUGGCGCCCGGGCAGACCCCUCCCGGCUUUUGCCAAUACUGCCCCCAAUGAAGCAGAAGCGGAAGAAAUGGCAGCAGGUAGUGAAGAAGAUAUAGGGGAAGUACGCAGAGGUCGCGCACGGCAACGGGUUCGACGCAUGUAUGCUCGGGGUGGGGGCGCGGAGGCUAGCCGACAUGAGCGCGCACAACGGAAUGCGGCAGGACCCAUGGGAGGACAUCCAGCAGUGAAAGCAAAAGCUCGUCCAAAACCAGCAGCAAAAAGGGCGUUGCAGCGCCGCAUGGCAGAUGAGGCAUUGGGUCAACAAGUGGAUGAAGUCUUGUUUCAGAACAAAGCCUCAGAGUUGUCGGCUGGCAAACGCGGAGUCCCGGUCCAAGCUGUACGAGCCGCACUCAGUGCACAAUUUUCCUUUCAGGGAAAUUUGGAGUGGGUUCACAAAGGUUUGCGCGCCAUGAGGGGUACGUCCCCGGCCGCAGGGUAG